Brassica oleracea var. oleracea is the source of this 1468-nucleotide messenger RNA. RefSeq names its product B3 domain-containing transcription factor NGA1-like. NCBI's taxonomy places the organism in Eukaryota, Viridiplantae, Streptophyta, Magnoliopsida, Brassicales, Brassicaceae. Bases 412 to 1362 code for a protein of 316 amino acids. The record is from RefSeq and is a predicted model, not a curated record. Gene Ontology annotation, molecular function: DNA binding; DNA-binding transcription factor activity. The transcript has a single exon.
UCUCCAUCAUUCUCAUCAUAAUUUCUCUCCUUUUUCUCUCAUUCUUCUUCGUCUAAGAAAAUCUUAACAAAAUCUUUUUUUCUUCCUCUGCAGCUAUAAGCUAUUGGAUAAAACAGUGAGAAAUAGAGAAGAAAGAGAGAGGGAGAGAUAGAUGGUGAUGAUGAUCAGUGAAGUUAGGCAAAACCAAAUUUCUAUUUAUGUAUAAUUAGGUCAAUCACAUCACCAAUUUAACCUUUUUCCUCCUCCAAUUCUCCUCCUCUUCUUUCAAAAUUAGGGUUUUUUUUCUUCUUUCCUCUUUUCUCAAUUCCUGAGUCACCCAUCGGAUUUCUCAUCAGAAAUGCUGUGAAAUCAUCUACUCGAAGUCAAGAACAUAAUCUUGGCCACACCAUAAAGAGAUCUGAGUUCUAUAAGAUGAUGACAAAUUUGUCUCUUGCAAGAGAAGGAGAAGGAGAAGAAGAAGAAGAAGAAGAAGAAGAAGAGGCAGAAGCAAAGAAGCCCACAGAAGAAGUGGAGAGAGAGCACAUGUUCGACAAAGUGGUGACUCCAAGUGACGUCGGGAAACUAAACCGACUUGUGAUUCCAAAGCAACACGCGGAGAGAUACUUCCCUUUAGAUUCAUCCUCAAACGAGAAGGGUUUGCUUCUAAACUUCGAAGAUCUUACAGGAAAGUUAUGGAGGUUCCGUUACUCUUACUGGAACAGUAGUCAGAGCUAUGUCAUGACUAAAGGUUGGAGCCGUUUCGUUAAAGACAAGAAGCUAGACGCUGGAGAUAUUGUCUCUUUCCUGAGAUGUGUCGGAGACACAGAAAGGGACAGCCGCUUGUUUAUCGAUUGGAGGAGACGACCUAAAGUCCCUGACUACCCGACAUCGACUUCUCACUUUCCUGCCGGAGCUAUGUUCCCUAGGUUUUACAGUUUUCCGACAGCAACUACUUCCACAAGUUACAAUCUCUAUAAUCAUCAGCAGCCACGUCAUCAUCACAGUGGUUACUGUUAUCCUCAAAUACCGAGAGAAUUUGGAUAUGGGUAUGUCGUUAGGUCAGUAGAUCAGAGGGCGGUGGUGGCUGAUCCGUUAGUGAUCGAAUCUGUGCCGGUGAUGAUGCACGGAGGAGCUCGAAUGAACCAGGCGGCUGUUGGAACGGCCGGGAAGAGGCUGAGGCUUUUUGGAGUCGAUAUGGAAUGUGGCGAGAGUGGAGUAACAAACAGUACGGAGGAAGAAUCUUCAUCUUCCGGUGGGAGUUUGCCACGUGGCGGUGCUUCUCCGUCUUCCUCUAUGUUUCAGCUGAGGCUUGGAAACAGCAGUGAAGAUGAUCACUUAUUUAAGAAAGGAAAGUCUUCAUUGCCUUUUAAUUUGGAUCAAUAAUGAUGAUGAGAUGAGUUGGUAUUUUAAACACACACAUAAUUCUACUUAUGUGACAACAUAUUGCAUCGAUUUCAUAAUGAAGUUAUUGAGAAGUGAUAUAUAUAUA